UUAAUGACUUGAAUAAUUAUUCUCAUGGCUUCGACGCUUCACUACAAAACAACCGACUGCUUAAUAAGACAUCAAGUCUCGUUGAUUUUACUCUUCUUUAGUCACAUUUCAUUGAAAUAAUAAAAAGUAAUGUUCACAGUUAAUGCUAAAUGUCAAGUAUCGAAAAAAUUGAGAAAAUAUUCCCACUCAGAAUGUUAGAAUUGGAUUUCUGAAUGAAAUAAUCCAAUUCUAUAUAAUACUAAUCCAAAACUAAUACAAUAUUCAAUUUAUUUAUGAGGUAUAGCAUUAAUAUGUUUUAGUUACAGAAAAAAAAUUAUGUUCAUUGGUGACAUGAAAUGGCGAUUCGAUACGCAAUUGCAAUAAUGAUCCUUUUGGCAAAAUGUAGCAUUUACAUGUUGAGGGCUCAGAUGAGCUUUGCUAUUUUGACGAUGGUCCCGAGAAAUAGAGUACUCAUUCAAACCGACAACGAAUGCGUUCAAAAUGCAACAUCAUUGAAGAUGUCUGAAAAUUACCGUAAUCGUCAUUCGCCAAUACAUAAUUGGUCUGAACUUAGCAUGUGUGGAGUUGUAGCUGCUCACUACGCUGGUUUCUACAGCACUGAACUUUUUGGAUCGUACGUUGCCACUUUUAGUCCAAAAAACGUAAUUUCUUGGUUCAUUUUGUUACCCAGUACUGCGAAUACACUGAUCCCGCUUUUUCUUCGACUUGGAGAAUGGACAAUAUUUCUCAUGAAAGUUUUCAUCGGCAUUUGCACAGGACUCAAUCAGGAGUCAUUUGCAAUAUUGACACUGAAAUGGGCUCCGCCGAAUGAUAGAAUAUUGUUUUCUGGAAGUUUAUAUGGUGAGUACAAGAUAAAUUAUGUGACAAAGGAUAUUGGACACUGUGUUGAAUUUUUUGUGCUACUUAAAGCAGUCAACAACCAGUGAAGUAAAACUGUGAAUUCAAUUGGGAAUAAAUAUAUAUAUCAUAUAUUUUCAAUGCUGGUAACUAAAUGAUAUGUACUAUCUUACAUUUCAAUGUUUAAAUCUUUUGUGCUACUCUUUUUAACCACUUAACUGCCAAGGCAUUGUAGCGGCAUAAUCGGAU
Neodiprion fabricii is the source of this 1086-nucleotide messenger RNA. RefSeq lists its product as uncharacterized. Gene Ontology annotation, cellular component: plasma membrane. The coding region runs from base 336 to 926 and encodes 196 amino acids. The transcript has 3 exons. The record is from RefSeq and is a predicted model, not a curated record. NCBI's taxonomy places the organism in Eukaryota, Metazoa, Arthropoda, Insecta, Hymenoptera, Diprionidae. Gene Ontology annotation, biological process: monoatomic anion transport. Gene Ontology annotation, molecular function: transmembrane transporter activity.